AGAAUGAUAUCUGCCAACUUUUCUGCCAUUGUAGUUUAGUUGAUUUGUUGGUUUUAUUGGUUUUCCAAUUUUCACAUCCAAAUCAAUUUUUUUAAAUUUCUUUGAAGUUACCUUAAUACAUGUUUGUUACGCUUAUGUUCAUUCCUGAAUCUUUAACCAUUUCGUAUCUUUCUAUUAUCCAAGUAGCUGAAAUCAAGACUAAUCAAUGCUGUGGAGCAGGGCUGUACCACAGAACCUUCGGCAGUGAUAGAAAAAUCCUAGGUUUGCAGCGUCCAGCUUGGUACCCACUAGCCACUUUUGAUGUGGCUAGUGCAAUUGAGGCACUUAAUUUUUAACUUCUAUUUAAUGUCAAUCAAUUUAUAUUUAAAUAGCCACAUGUAAGGAGUAGCUACAGUGAAAGCAGUGAAAAAAACCCAGCGCUUGUUUUUUGCUUUUGGUUUUUCACAGAAACGAAAUGAGAUUUAUGAUUUAAAAGUCAUUGCGUAAGACUCACUAGGAUGAUCAAAGUCAUUCAGCCCCAGGAUAAGAUAUUAGCUUUAUACUUAACAGGAUAUUAAGCCUAAUAUUAUUCCUCAGAAUUAGUGCAGCUGCAGGUUAUUCCUGCUUAGGAUGUAGAACAACCCUGGGAUUCUAUUAGAGUAGCAUCUGGUGGGAAAGUAUAUCUCCUCUAUUCUAGUUUGGGGGGGUUUUGUGUUAAAGCAAAAUUGACAGAAGAAAAAGAAAAGUAAGAUCUUAUUUUGUAAUGUGCUUUGCAGUUUUUUUUUUUUUCUUUUCAUUUUUGUCUAUUAUCUCCUCAAAAGCUAAGGCCUAGAAUUGACACUAUUCUCAGUUGUGAGGGGAAAAUAUUUCUCAGCAUGAGAGAAAUUCUUAUGGUUGAGAAGGAGCCGUGGAAAGGAUGACUGAGAGAUUUCCUCAGGAAAAGGCAACGGUAGGAUUUAGGAACAGUUUGGAUGCAGACUCCUAGGAUGAAAAGUCAAAGCCAGGGUUACUGGUGUGCGUGGUGACUCUGUAACUCAUUGAAGAAAGUAAGGAGGAACAGCUGGUUUGAGCUAAGACAUUGGUUUUAAACCUGUUGAUUUUAAGGUUCCAAUAUGUCACAGGCAGUUCCAAAUGCCCCAAAGCCAGACUGAAGGGCAGAGCAGAGCUGGCUCCUAGCUGGACAGCAGACUUGCAGGAGUCAGUGGCGAGCCUUGCUUGGUUUGUACUUCACCAUGUCCUUUUCUCUCCUUUACCUGCUCCACCCUCCUUCCCCCCAAUCUGGUGACACUCACCCUUUCAGUAGAGUUUUGUUUGUGUCAAGAAGGCAGAAGGCAAGGAUGAGAACACUCACUUGAAAGAAUGAAUAUCCAUGAAAGAAAUGCAGGGUGUGUCUAGGGAAAGUGUAGAAGUGGUCAAAGAAGUAAGUGGAUUGAGUGGUUCAGGGCGAGGAAAGGAUUUUUAACUUAAUUUGAAUUAAUUGAAAUUUUGUCGCACGUGGCUGAUGGCUACCAUAUAAGGCAACACAGGUUUAGAGACUUUGGAAAAGUUAAUAAGGGCAUGAAUAAAGUAGGAACUCAGGCCUUGGGCAUUUUGGAUUUGAAAUAAAAGCUGAGGAAAGGCAUUACAGGAGAUCAGAAUUCUAGCUUAUGUUUGUAACGGGAAUCUUUUGGAUAUGGUGCUAUCCUAUUUCUUUUAUGUUUUAUCUUAUCAACUUUAAAAACAUACAGAGAUAGAAAGUAGGUGAGGAAUAAACUUUCAUUAAAAUGAAGGGGAUUUUUGGAAGGAGAAAACAUGUUUUUAUUAUUCAUAGAUGAUAUGCCCAUAUACUUCCCAAAUAAAAAGUUCUAUGAAGGAGGGAGGGUAUAUAGCUCAGUGGUAGAGCAUGUGCUUAGCAUGCACGAGGUCCUGGGUUCAAUCCCCAAGACUUCCAUAAAAAAAAAAAAAAAAAACUAUUAAAAACAAUAAGAAAACUCAGGAAAGGAGUGUUUUCAAGAUACAUACUACAACAAAAGCAAUGCUUUCCUUUUAUGUUAGAAUAACCAGUUAGGAAUAAAAAUGGGAAAGAAAAAUAAUAAUUCCCCAUAGAUGAGAAUGAGAAAGACCUUAAGAGAAAUUAAACAAGAAAGGUGGAGGACCUAGUUAAAGGAAAAGCACAAAAUUUGAUUGAGGAGCUCUAAAUAAGACUCGAAUAAAUGGAGAUCUAUAAAAUGAGUUUUAAGUAGACUUGAAAAGCUGCCUUGAUCAUUUAAACAAUCUUUUCACCUUCAUAUACAUAUGCAAAGCAGUCAACUGAGACCACGGUAGAGUUCCCACCAGAAAAGAUGCUCCUUUUACAGAAGCAGGAAGUAGGCUGAUCCUUUCAACAGCGAUGCCAUUUUAAAACUAUAACCAAAGAAGGGCACAAGCUGGCAAAACAUUAAAAUGUUAGUUCUUUCUUCUCUUUAGUAUGUGAUUAGCUCUCUUAGGUGUCCCCUGGGCUAUUGCAGUAGCUUCCCAGCUGAGGUUUUGUUCUGUUUUGUUUUUGUGUCUCUGGCCCACGGACUGCAUCACUCCCAGAACUGUAUUAUUAAAACUGCAGAUCCGAUCCACAGCUCUUCUUAAGAAAUUUUACCUCAAAUUCAUAUACAGUUAAGAGUUUCAAACACAUUUUUGAUGGCUGUUUUUUCACUUUUGAAGUUAGUGGGUUAAGUGAACGUUUUCUCAGCUGAUGAAAAUAAAACUGGCAAAACAUUUUGGUUGGCAUAUCGGUAGUAGGCAACGAGAAAUUUAAAGAUGUUUAUAACCUAAACCCCAGUAAAUCCACAUCUGGGAACCUUCCUAAAGAAACUAUCCUGAAUACCACAAAAUAUGCCCCCAAGUCUCUUGAUACAAAGAUAUUCUUCAUAGCAUUAUUUAUAAUAGUGAAAACUGUACAUAACUUUAAUGGAAAAUAACUAAACAGUAAUUACUAAAAGGAUGUCUUCCUGUAUCAUUUUGUAUUUGCAUCUGUUAUGCACACAUGAUAUAGUUCUAUGAAUUUCUGCCAAUCUAAUACUUCCUUCUGUCCCCACUGUGCCUAGCACGUUGUAGAUCCUCAACGAACGUUUGCUGAAUAAAUGAACAAAUGAAUGUUGGCACAAAUGCAAUCAAGUUUCAGUUGCCCUUUACCAAUUGGUUAAAAUUGAGGUGGUCUGUUCUUUUAAGUGUGGUAGUGUGCAGUUCCAUUUGCGAUGAAAAUGUAUUUCAGAUUUAAACCUCUCCUAUUCCAGAGAAUACUUUUGUAGGCAAAAUAACUAUUUCAAACAUUUCAAGGGAAAUUCAGUUGAUAAAUGUAUCAAAUAAUAAUUUUUAUAAAUAAAAUAUACAAGUAAUAAACCUAAUAAAUUGUUCUCGAUCUCCAAAGUCCCUUUGUACACUUUGAGUCUAUAUUUCCUCCCCUUUAUUUUCUUGGAGUUUUAUGUGUUGUUUUAUAAAUAUAAAUAAAAACUUCCACUUAUCUCCCUAAUGACAUUUCCCCCUCCAACCUAUUAUUUGUCCUCACAAUCAGUUCCUCUAUCUGCUUUGUUUAUUUGAAAUGAUCAAUUGUCAAGAAAAUUGUUUUUCACAUACUAGGGCAUUAGGCUUAGAGAGAGUACUUGAAAUUUUACUCACUGUAACUUAGGCUAGCAAAGGGAAGAAAUCUGUUAUUUUCUUUUAAAUUAUUUUUCUGGGUAAAUCUAGACGAUGGUUGUUGGUGUAGACAAGAAAUAACAUUAGAAAUUCUAAAUUAUUCCUUUCUACCUGGAAUCCUCUAAUGUGUACCACCGGUAGAUUGAGAUUUAUUUGUCAUCACUUUACAAAUAUAACCUAGACACCUAGUUCAUUCUGAAAUAUUAGCAGUUUAGGAUGGUCAUUUCUUAACAUACUUAUUUCAAUGGAACCCUGAAAAUUGAUGAAGACUGUGCGCCGAGCAUGAGGGCAGGAAUCACAUCCGUUUUGUUCGCCCUGUAUCCUGAGUCCAUCCCAGUCUCUGAUUAGGCUCUCAAAAAAAUCGCUGAACGCCUGACUGUUUCCUAAUGAAGAUAAAAGAAUCAGAGUAUCUCAACCCUUGACAAGAGGACCAAGUGCCUUUAUUCCAGAGAAGGAAGUUGUCCAAGCAAACACGGUGGAUGAACGCACUAACUUUCUUGUGGAAGAAUACUCGACUUCCGGGCGCCUGGACAACAUCACCCAGGUCAUGAGUCUGCACACGCAGUACCUGGAGUCUUUCCUGAGGAGCCAGUUCUACAUGCUGCGCAUGGACGGCCCGCUCCCUCUGCCGCACCGGCACUACAUCGCCAUCAUGGCUGCAGCUAGACAUCAGUGUUCUUACCUAAUAAACAUGCAUGUGGAUGAAUUUUUAAAGACAGGCGGUAUUGCUGAGUGGUUGAAUGGUUUGGAAUAUGUACCACAAAGACUGAAAAAUCUGAAUGAAAUAAACAAGCUGUUAGCACACCGACCCUGGCUGAUCACAAAAGAGCACAUUCAGAAACUUGUCAAAACUGGAGAAAAUAAUUGGUCCCUGCCCGAACUGGUACACGCUGUAGUCCUGCUGGCACACUAUCAUGCUUUGGCAAGCUUCGUUUUUGGUAGUGGCAUCAAUCCAGAGAGAGACCCAGAGAUUUCCAAUGGAUUCAGGCUGAUAUCAGUUAACAAUUUCUGCGUGUGUGAUCUCGCUAAUGACAACAACAUAGAGAAUGCGUCCCUUACAGGCGGCAACUUUGGGAUUGUAGAUUCUCUAAGUGAGCUAGAGGCCUUAAUGGAAAGAAUGAAAAGGCUUCAAGAAGAAAGGGAAGAUGAAGAGGCAUCUCAGGAAGAAAUGACCACUCGCUUUGAGAAGGAGAAGAAAGAAAGUCUUUAUGUGGUCCCUGGAGAUACUUUUCAUUCAUUUCCUCAUUCAGAUUGCUCAUUACCAUCCUUAGAUUUUGAGGAUGACAUGAUCGUAACUUCUGAUGUCUCCCGCUAUAUUGAGGACCCCGGUUUUGGGUAUGAAGACUUUGCCAGACGAGGGGAGGAGCAUUUGCCAACGUUCCGAGCUCAGGACUACACCUGGGAAAAUCAUGGGUUCUCCCUGGUGAACAGACUUUAUUCUGACAUUGGGCAUCUUCUUGAUGAAAAGUUCCGCAUGGUCUACAAUCUCACCUAUAACACUAUGGCCACCCACGAGGCUGUGGACACAACCAUGCUGCGCAGAGCUUUAUUUAACUACGUUCACUGUAUGUUUGGAAUCAGGUAUGAUGACUAUGAUUAUGGAGAAGUUAAUCAAUUACUUGAACGAAGCCUGAAGGUUUACAUUAAGACGGUGACCUGCUAUCCGGAGAGGACGACCAAGCGCAUGUAUGACAGUUACUGGCGUCAGUUCAAACACUCAGAAAAGGUUCACGUGAAUUUACUUCUGAUGGAAGCGCGGAUGCAAGCCGAACUCCUCUACGCGCUUCGUGCCAUCACCCGGCAUUUGACCUGAAGCGUCACCCAGGGAACACGUCACAUGUGUGUAAAGACCUUUUCCCAUAGGAUAUACAUCAGAAGCUGUUUGUGAUGUAGCAUCAGACAUCAUCCAAUUCUCUAGUGUCAAAGUUUAGCCGUUUUGGGGGGGCGGCUGUAAUGUGCAAUGAUGUGUUUUCUUUUUCUCGAUGCUUAACAUGACUAACGAUUGCAAAAAAUAAUGCUGAGGAGCACUACUUUGCAUUGUUCGUAGUUGGAUUUUUGGAUCCCGGUCAUAAAUCACGGACCCGGUUUGUUAACGCUUAACUUCCGCGCUUUGGGGUUUUGUGUGUUUCGUGUAUUUUUGUUCUUUCCUUUUUUUUUUUUUUUUUUUUUUUUUAAAUAAGGAAAAGCGCUUACAAUCUGCUCAAGCAACUGUUUUUCAGAUAUUGGAAUUCAGCAAUGAAUGACCUCCUCCGGCCAUUCUGAAAUGUUACCGUUGUGUCCUAAAUCUGGUGGCGGAGAAGCAUGCGCUGUCUAACUAAGCUGCUCACAGGACACUCAUCUGUGUCCCCAGGAGAUUAUUUGUCAGGCACUGUUUAUUUUUUGUUUGUUUGUUUGUUUGUUUGGGGUUUUUUUUUUUUUUUACUGCUAUUGGCGAUAACAUGAAAUGUGAUACAGCCAUUGUCCAUAACUUAAUGUGAAAUUAAUCAUGAUGAAUUCUAUAGCAUGCUACUGAAAUGCCAAAUUCAGCUCUUUUCUUCUCUUUGGAAACAGAAGUUUCAGAUUUCCAUAGCAGAUGUAUAUAUUCAAAGUGGAAUUAUGCACAAUCCUUUCUAUCACUGACAGUAAUCCUCAGUCAUCGUAAACAAUCAGUGCUCACAGUGCUGCUUACAGGUCACUUAGCUGGCACAUAGCAACAACAUGUACCCACACAAGACUGACCAAAAAUUUUCUUUGCACAUUUUUCGUUUCUCAUAGUGUUUUCUAUAUUGCCGUAAGCAGAGAAAGCAGAGGUUAAUAUACCUAUAUUUUUUUCCUGUUAGGCUUUUAGAACUUAUUUUCCAUGGUUUUUCUGAUGAUAGGUUAAACAGUUAAUUAUUCAAAGGUUAAAAAAAAUUGUGUUUCUAUGCAUUAAUGUGAUUGAACAACAGCAAGAACAAAAGAGUGCAAUAUGUUAAAAAAAAAAAAAACUCAACUAAACUUUCCCCCUGUUAUGUCACUGCAGAAGUGUCCUUUGAAAACAGAGCCAUAAAGAAAUUGUGUUCAGAUUUCUUUAUUGCACAAGGCUUUUUGCCUUCCUGGGGUUGAACAAUGUUCCUUUCGCAAUGCCAAAGCAUCCCCUUCCCCAGAAAAAUCUCUUUGGACGACUGGUUUAAAAAAGAUAGCAAGUCUUAAGGGAGGAAAAAAAUACCCCAAAAGUCACAUUUUUGCAUUGGUUUCUGUUGCUGGAUUAGACGACCUUCACAGAGCACAACAUUAUGUGUUUAUAGCUUUAAUUUGUAUUAUGUUACUGACCCAGUGAAGUGCCUGAAGAGACGCUUACAGCUCUCCAGUAGGACACAGCUGCACUGCUUAAACACUUUUGGGUUAAUUAAGGAUGACUUGAAUUUUACACAAACAUGCUAAUUUUUUUUAAAAAACAGAUCCAUUUUCUCCUAGUGAAUGAUAGAGUUAAAUUGUCCCAUUAGAGUUCCCACAAAGAUUUCAUUUUAGACUUACCUGUUAGAUAGGACUUACUUCUUUUUUCUCUCAUGAAAGAAUCGUGGACUAGUGUUUUGUUAAAUCAUUUCUCCCUUCCACUCAUCACCCUUUUCUGGUACAAUCCACUAGGUUGCUUUCUUUUAGGUUUUGUUCCAGAUAAGAGACUUAGAAAGAUGACUGUAAGCCUAUGAAGAUAAGUUGGUUCUGCAUUUUUAGAUUCUAGGAUCUUGGUUGCAAUCUUCCAUGUGAGGAAAAAAAAUGACCAAUAUUUUUUAAGACAGGGUGGUUUAUUUAAAGAGAUUAUUCAAAGAACUUGUGCCAGAUCUAUUCUGUUUUGUUUAUUGCAUAAACCAUAUGUUGAUUUUAUUCCAUAUGACAUUAUAUAGACAUGUAUUUACUACAGAGAAGGUAUUCAGGGGAAUGGCAAAUACGAACAGCUACAUGCAUGUCCAUUUCACUUCCCUGAUUUUAGAACUUUCAAAUUGAGGAUAUCCUUUAUUCCUGACUUUUUUUUUUAACUAGAAUUCUUUCUGUUAAUAGCCCUAUAUUUUUGCGCAGGUGACCCGUAUGACAGGAUAAAAAAUGACCUUUGUGUAUUGAAAAGGAGGAGAAAUUCUCACGGAACACCCGAUGAGCUUGAGACCAAAAGGGGAAACAAGGUUUAAGUAACUAAAAUGGCCACUUAGUUUUUGUUCUUGUGUUUUUUCCCCCAGAAACGUUAAGUCGUUGGAGUCUGGGUUAUGGGAUUCUUAGUGCCUUUACUGGAUCUCUUUCUUAGCAAGGUUUCUUUUUAGCUCAGCAUAAACCUAUCUCAUUGCUAACCAGGAAAAUCAGUCGACUUGGAACUCUAAACAAAAACAAAACAAUCUAUCUAUGAACCUCACUGACUCAGCCUAGAAAAAUUGACUUCCGAAGGUGCCAAGGCACCUCCCGAGAGGCAGCGCGCACAGCUCUGCAGGUUGUGAAUACCAUCUCACGGCGCGGUUGCUGUGAGCUUCAUCUAGUGCGCGCUUGAAAUUCUGAUGCGGUUUUCCAGGGUGGUAUUUUUUUCAGAGUAAUGAAUUUACUAUGUAGUCAUUUAUAGUGUAGCUUUUUUAUAUGCAAAUGUGAUAUUUUUAAAAGAGAUACCUGGUUCAGUUGGUACAAUGAGCUGAUUAUAGGCGAUUAUACGCUCUGCUCACCCACACCUCGAGCUCACGUUGUGCCAAACUUACAUGUGUGAGUGUCGGUGAGCAAAAGCACACGCGAAUGUCAAGUCUCUGACUUCGUUGCUUAUUAUUUUAAAAUUAGUCCAAUAACCCACCUAUGUACAUGCUUGAGCGAUGUCUGUUUACUUUUGAAUUUCGAGUUUUCCCACUUCGGCUGUAAUUCUUACUUUCUCAGAUCACCUUAAGAAACAUCUAAAUGCUCUCUCAUCUAAAAGUACAUCUUUAACUCUGUCCCUUGACUGUGGGAGGGGCCAGGCAGCCGCCUGGACUUCGGAUCGGGCCUCCUCAGACAGACUGGUGACAAUUGAGGAAACAGGCCUUUGAGAUGGGACCACUUACUCCUUUCUUAGCCUUUUUGAGUUAAGUGUAUUGUCUCAGACUCAGGAAGAAUCUUGGUCCCGUUUGGGGUACUUUUUAAAUAUAAGGUGGCUAAUGUGGAAUCUGGGGCAUGGCCUUGGCCUGUAAUUACGGCUCAAAACCCAAAUAAGAACAACAGAGCAACAUGGGGCUCUCUUAGAACAGAAAACUCAAUGUAAGCUUUAUAUCAAAAUCAUGUAUGAACCAGAGCCCCUAUUUCAUUUGUGUUAUAAAAUCCCUUAAAGAUUUUAAAUGCUCCUAAAAACUAAUGAACGUUAUUCCCGAGCAACACUUUUUCCCACCUUAUAGUUUUUAAAUCCAAAAUCUUAGAUUUUUAUGCCGCAGCAAAAUGAAAUUACCAACAAUUAAAGAUCUAUGCUUAAAAAUAGUCCCCCGCUUUCAUGCAGAGUGCAUGCGUACAUGAUGGUGAGAUUCUUUAACACUCUAGGAACAAUUCGUCAGGGACAAAAAUAAAUGACAGUGCAUGUUAUAAAAAUGAUUUGCACUGUGCUAGUAAACUGAGGUUUUUGUUUUGUUUCUGUUGUGUUUGAGAGACGAUUCUAAAUCCUGCCUCUGGAAAGCAAGACCUUAAACUCUUCUCUUUAUCAUAAAUGGGACUUUUUCCUCUUUUAUGCAAACAGACGGUCUUGCGUGGAGUAAAAAUUAUGCAACAAUAAUGUUAUGUAAAUAGCAUAUGAAAUUUUCUAAGUAGUAUAAUUCAACAGCAAACCGAGAGACAUGUGGCUCCUCUAUUCAGAUCGAGUUUUAAGUUACCUAAUUUUUUUAGUCGGAACCUACUCUAGGUGGCCAUCAUCAUAAACUAUGUUUUCCUAGUAUGCCCCUCUGGAGACUGAGAAUCAAAUUCAGCAGUCUUUCCUUAAAACAGUACUGUAACGUGAAUGUAUUCGUCUCAGUCAACAGAACUUCAGUGCCCCCUGUACGUGGAGCUUACUUCCAUGCCAGUGUGGCUCAGGUGAGACCUAGAACAAGAAUAGCUGGGGUGAAAUGGAUCAUGGAGGUGGAGGUUAAGUGUCAAGGCAGGGCCCCGUGAGGAGGGAAAAGCUUUUCCCCAGAACACGUGGACCAGAAUUCUCAGAGCGUGGCUGCCCUCAGCAUCACACACCUAAUCUAAAGGAGCUCUUCCGGUUGCGGGAGCUCCUGCCUACACUGAGCCCGCCCUUUCCCGCCUGCUUUCUCUUCCUCCAAGUGCCUCGACCUCUACCAUGCUCUCUCUCCUCCCCUCAGCCCAUCUUGGUCCGAAGGCCUUUUCACAAUCCACACCAAACGUCACCAGCCACCUGCUGAUAGUCACCAGCAUUUACUUUUCCGAGUUGCUUUUUCCUCCAUUCAUUAAGAAUACGACUUUGCCCCCACUCCCUGUGAAUCCCACGACCACCCAGCUAUAUUUUGGCUAACCUCUGCCCUAGACACCCCACCAGGUAUUAUGCAACACCCCCUGUGGUCUCGUCCACCCCACACUGCCCUGCCCUUUCCCAGCCACCAAAAUACUUGCUCUCCUCUACCUCAUCCCCAAAGAGCCUAUGAAUUCAGAGUAUCCAGCCUUUUCAUGGAUUCACCUCUGUUGUUCAGUAAUACUACUUCCAUAUUUUAAAUAAAUCAUAGAAGAUGUUUGCCUUCUAUCGAAGUAAGAAUCUUUAUAUUUAUACAUGAUACAGAAAUUGAACUAUUUCUACCAUGCAGAAUUUAGCAUUUAGCAGGAUUUUAAAGCGAUCGAAUUGCCAUCCUAACCUGGAUCUAUAUUAGGUUAUAGACACCUGCAUUAGUCCAAGUUAUUUGAAUGUGAAGUUGAAAUUAUCCGGCAGUCCAGAGGGAUCUGUAACCCGGCAGUGGCACAGGAAGUUUCCGGCAGACACUCUUUCGACUGGUGUCAUUCGGUCCUUGAAACACAUUUCCAACAGAAGGACAUGUAAAGGGUGUUUAGGUGGUCCUGUUGGAUCACAGGAGCCCAUCUGAUUUUUAAUGUAGAUAAAAGGCCACAAAAUUGGCGACAUGAGGGUUUGAGCAGGCUCUCCCGGGUUAGACGGAGCUUCAAAGCCCCAUUCCCAGCUUGUUCUCACGGGGGUCACGUGCCCGGGGAUGAGAAGGGAACGGGCUGCGCUGGGGUCUCUGUUCCCCUGGCUGCACUUCCGGGGUGUCUGGACAGCAUCGUUAAGGAACAGGAAGAGGAGGAAGGAACACAGAGGAGGAGGAAGCGACCACACUUCCUCUCUAGCCAGUGCCUACUUGGUGUGGCUCAUGGAUGAAAACUGUCAGGUUUCCGUGGUGGGGCGCGUGUAUCUGUAGGUGGUUGCCUGACCCGAAGACAAACCACCCUAUUUGAAAAAACACAUUACUGUGAUCUUUGGAUGACUUCCACGCCCAUUCCUGAACUGCCCAACCUGGCAGCAGAGUCUAGUAAACGCCUUUAAGGGCCCAGGAGUAGACAGAUGCCUAGUUAAGAAAUGAGACUUUAAUAAUGGAGACUGAUGGGAAUGGUUUUUAUUAAAUCGUAUGUCAUGAAGUGUUCAUUCUAGCUUUAAAUUAAUUAUGACUGCACCACCAUGAAGUAGAGUUGGAAAAGAAGAAAUAUAGGGGUGGGGGGGAUGAAUAUCUGAUUCUUUUCAAUGCUUGUGGAAAUCUUUGAAGUAAUGACGUGCAUACUAUAAAACAGCCACUAGAACAAACACCUCGUUUUGCAGCUCAUAGGACAACAUCCAACGUUAGUAAGUCUAAAUAUGAUAAAUAUAAUUUUGGUAUAUAAAUUUGCUGGUACAGUCUAUUUUCUUGCACCCCUCAAUUUAACCUCUUAGAAAGUGAAUGUAUAAUUUUAACAGAAUAUCAAAGGGAGAGACACUCUCUCAUCUUUAAUGCUAAAAUACUGUUUAUGAAUCCUGAUGAGCAGAGUGUAUGCAUUACGACACUUACUGAACGAAACUAAUUAUACAUCUCUGUCUUAAAUUAAUCAGCCUUUACAAAUUUUCACCUGACUCCUAAAUCUGAUAAGAAAGGAUCAAAAAGUGGGAUAAAAGGAAACGGAUCCUUGGGUAGCUGAGAAGUUUCCUUUGUCAUGUUGAGACUUUUCUUCUUUCUGAAUUUCACUGGUUCUCCAAAAUAAAAAGUAAGAGUUAAAUGGUACCCUUGUUCAUCAAGGAAACAAAUCCAAACUCUGCCUCCAGUGCAGAUAUUUCCAUCGCAUCCGUGUAUCGUCCCCGGAAAGAAAAUACAAUUUUUUCCCUUCCUCUUUCUCUUCACAUUUACUCUUUUCAAUCCGAAAUCAGAUAGACACGGAAAACAAACCACAAGCCAGCCUGGCAUCUUCUCCAUGCGAAUGGAAGAGUCACGGCCACAUGCACAGUUGGAGCAAGGUUACAAAGAACCCAGUCAGGUCAGCUUGGAAUAUGGCCUUGCUACUUGGAUUAGCUCCUUCAAACCUGAAAAUAACCUUUCCUGGUCAUGGAAGAACUGGAUGUAUCCUUUAGCUUAUGAAAUAGGAUUCGAACUUGAAAUCUCUUUUUACAAAACAGAAAAAAAUCCUGAUUUUGCAGGGCAGCUACAUCAUGAAUGUAUAUAUUAAGACUCUGUAGCUGAAUUGCACAUGAAAUCAGAUUGCCAACUUCUUAUCUUUCAAUUUUAGACAUCAUUUUAUCCUUAAGUUGUGAGUGAUAUAUGUAGCAUGCUGUGAAAAGUCUGUUAGAGUUCUUUAAUUCAUCAGUAUUAAUACAGAAUCGUCUUUUGCGUUCCUCGGUACUUUUUAUUCAAUGUAAUCAGAAGCUGUGAUGUUUUCGCCUUUGUAAUCCUGUGCUUUGUUACUGUAAUUUUUUUUUUUUUUUACGAAGCACGUGUCUUUGGACUAACGUGAGGCAGACGACGUGAUCUUUAAGACUGCUCUAUAUACAGUCUCUUACUCUAUAAGGUUUUCAAUUAGAAUAAGCUUUUAUCAAAUAGAUCAUUGAUGCAAUUUAGGAUCCACACAAUUUUCAGCGUCGAAUGGCGGUCUUACAUUUAUAGUUUCAAUUCUGAAAAUAGCAAACUUGAUAAACAGCCACUUUAAACUCGUUCUGGCGAAUCAGACCCUGUAGAUGUAGUCUAAGGUAGUUAACCAUAUAAGCCUUUUCAGCUAUUAUGCCCUCCACACGAGUCAGCAGUAAAGGAGAAUAUAGAACCCAUGGAAGCUUUUUGUAUGUAUAACUAGGUUUUAUUUUUCUUAUGUUGCUGAUUUUACAACUCUGACUAAAGCUGACCUGAAUGGAUCAGUUUAUGUGUAAUAUUCUAGUGCUUUCAUGCCUUUUUUUUUUUUUUUUUUGGAGGGAUGGAUAUUAUUUGAACAGAUGCAGAAGGAACUGUUAGUGAGUCAAGCCAAACACAUUUGAAAUAAAGGAACUGUGUAUUAACAUGUUAACAAUUCAUAACUGCACUUUUUAUGACAUUUUGAAAAUCUAUUUAUAGGUACAGAACAAUGGGUUUUGUUAAACUGUAUCACAUUUAUACUUGCAGAAAUUUAUUUCAUUGUUAUUAGUAGGAAUUUUAUUGGUUCAAUAAAAUUGGCAAAACCGAA
Molecule: messenger RNA, 13224 nt
Organism: Camelus dromedarius (Arabian camel)
Lineage: Eukaryota; Metazoa; Chordata; Mammalia; Artiodactyla; Camelidae
Gene: SESN3
Product: sestrin 3
Exons: 10
Coding region: 4175-5440 (421 amino acids)
Biological process (GO): cellular response to leucine starvation; positive regulation of macroautophagy; negative regulation of TORC1 signaling
Cellular component (GO): nucleus
Molecular function (GO): L-leucine binding; oxidoreductase activity, acting on peroxide as acceptor
Source: RefSeq, a predicted model, not a curated record